Messenger RNA from Linnemannia hyalina, 1557 nucleotides. NCBI's taxonomy places the organism in Eukaryota, Fungi, Mortierellomycota, Mortierellomycetes, Mortierellales, Mortierellaceae. The record is from the annotation of a GenBank genome assembly.
AUGUCAACAACCCUCUCGACACUGACCAAGGACCAACUCCACGACCGCAUCCGCGGUGUCCUUUAUGGAAAUGCGGUGGGCGAUGCGUAUGGCCUGGCAACAGAGUUCAUGACAAAGAAAAACGCCCGUCACCUCUACGGCAAUGGACCCAUCGCCUUUGGCAACGAGCCUGGGCAUCCUAUAUGGGAGGACUCCCAUCGGUCAAAGUGGGACAGGAACGAUUUCACGGACGACACGGACCAGUUACUGCUGAUCUUACAAUCACUGGAGCAGACCCGGGAUGGACGACUGCACGCCACCAAUUUUGCAAAGCGGUUGAAGGAGUGGAGUGCGAUUGGGUUCCCGGAGUUGGGGACCCCUCCUCGCGGGAUUGGGUACACUGUUGGAUCGACACUUACCCAUCCGGAUUUUCGAUUCAACCCGCACCGCGCUGCCUUUGAUAUCUGGAACUCGAGAGGGCGAUCCCUGGCUGCCAAUGGCGCUGUGAUGCGCACAUCCGUGCUCGGUGUAGAGUCUUUCUGGGAUGAACAUCGUGUCGUCGAAAACUCCCUUGCUGCCGCAAAGGUCACCCACGCCGACCCACGUUCGAUCAUCAGUGCUUUGGUUGCUUCCGUCUUGAUCUCGCGCUUGCUUCGUGGAGGAGGACAGGAUGCUGCCCAGGAUGCUAAACGAGUCUGGAACCCGAAACUGAGCAAAGAUGAGUACAAGGAGUCGUUGCUGGACUACCUCAGACGGGGCACUGAUCUCAAGGGCGAGAAAUCUGAGGAGCCAGAGUAUGAAGAGGAGACUGAGAUUAGCACUUUCAAGAACAAGGACGGCAGGGCUAUCCGACGAACGAUUUCUCAGCAACAACAGGCCAACAAAGGGUUCUGGGGAAAGAUCAAGGAGUUUGCGGUGGGUACUGGGGAGCCCGCUGUCGAGCAAAGGAACAGAGAGCGACCGCCUGUAAAGCUGAGGGAAGACAUCGGGUGGGUUGGCGUGGAUGCUGUCGGUGAGGAUGAUGCCAUGGGACGACUGACACGAUCGGUCGUCAACGACUACCUGUUCUUGGUCCUCCACACCGAUGUGGUCCCUUCCACCAUCAAGAUCGGACACAACCUGCAACAGGACCAGAAUUCCAAGACCAACCCGUCUGCACCUGCGACAAGCAUUCAAGACAAGUGGGCCCAGGAACUGCAAGACCACUGUUUUCCCAAGGAUCUGGAUCACCUCGAACUGGGCGACAAUGCCAAGAUGGGCUACACCUUCAAAUGUGUCGGGGUCGGUUUCUAUGCUGCGACUCGUAAGGUCGACCCUAGUCCAACCGACAAGGCCUACGACGGCCCAAGUGGGCUGUUCCGUGGAGUGAUGGAGCAGGUAACGUUAGAGGCAGGCGAUGCAGAUACCAAUGGCGCAGUUGUGGGUUCUUUGCUUGGUGCUCGGUUUGGGUUGGAUAAGGGGCUCCCCGAGAACUGGUGGACCGAGUUAAAGCAUCGUGAGUGGCUGGACCCGACGAUUGAGCAGUUUGCUAGUCGCGUCUUGUCUAUGUACGAGACUGCCGCCGAGAAGGAGAAGUAA